ACGAGGGGUAUCGCUCUGUUGAGCGCGGCAUCUUCGUCCUUUUCACUCCUCGCAGAAUAUGAACCCGUUCAGGAUGAAGAGGAUGGGCGCGCUCUACGCCAGCCUGAGGGCUUCCAUCAUGAAGUCCAAGAUAGCAGACUCGCUGGAACUCAACGGCUGCACGCCAACCCUGCUCUAUGAUCUGGAGCGCCAGGAUCUCAAUCUCUCCCCCGAAGCCCUGCCUUCAUCACCCAAUACCACCGGCAAUGGCAACCCCACGGCCUUCCUCGACGGCCUGCGUGGAAUUGCCGCCGUGUUCGUCUUCAUCCAGCACUUCAUCGGCUCCUACGAUUACAAUGUCCACGAGCACGGCUUCGGCGAGAACGGCAACUACUACAUCGCCAGUAUGCCCUUCGUGCGCAUCCUGUUCAGCGGCGGCAGCGCGGCCGUCGCCAUCUUCUUCGUUCUGUCGGGAUAUGUCCUAAGCAAGUCCCCCAUCCGACUUCUUCGACAGGGAAAACGCUCGGAAUGCGCCAGGAGUCUCGUGUCGGCCACCAUCCGCAGGCCCUUCCGGUUGUAUCUGCCCACGCUGGCAGUAACCCUCCUUGUGGCUCUGCUCAUGCACGCUCCAUUCGGCAUCAUGCGGGAGCAGCCGUGGCCUCAACCUCGCGAGACCCUCUGGGACGAACUGGUUACUUGGCUUUGCGACUCGGCAGCCUUCUUCAACCCCUUCCGCCGCCAUUCCAACCUCGUCUGGUUUCGCUACAGCAUGGUGGCAUGGACCAUCCCCGUCGAGCUCGUGGGCUCGUGGUUUGUCUAUCUCCUCAUGGCCAUCCUGGCCUUCAGCGGGCUCUGGCUCUCUCUGUCCCUGUGCCUGCUGAGCAUUACGGCCAUCCUGCUCCUCCACAACGGUCAAUGGGAUCUGGCCUGUUUCACGGCCGGUCUGAUCCUCGCACACUUUGACGUCUACUCGCUGGAUAUCGCAUAUCUUGCUCAGCACCUGACGCGUCGGCCGAGGUUGAUUUUCUGGAAUGUUACGUUCGUCGUCGGGUACUACCUUCUCUGCGAGCCGGCCCAUAACGGUCACGUCGAGUACUCGCUAGAUACGCCGGGCUGGCAUUAUCUGACGCUGCUCAUCCCGUCUUGCUACGAUCAGGAUCGGUACUACCGAUUCUGGCAUUCAUGGGGCGCCUUUCUGCUUGUCUACGCUAUCCUACGUCUCCACUGGCUGCGGGCCAUCUUCAACACCAAACCCAUGCAGUAUGUCGGGAAGGUGAGUUUCAUGCUGUAUCUGAUCCAUCUCCCAAUGUUUGCCAUUGUCGGAGACCGUAUCGGGAAGAUGCUCGGCCAGGAUAAUCUCGCUGCAGAGCCGUGGUGGGAGAACAGAUUGUACAUCCCUGACAUCGGUCCAACUGCCAUGAGCACGCGCUUUCUACUGUGUCUGUCUCUCGUACUGUCAAUAUGUCUCGCUGUGGCAGAUCUGGGGAGGAAGCUGUUCGAUGUCCCAAGUGUGAGGGCUGGGAAGUGGAUCUCUCAGAAACUGGGUGUGCCGUAGAUAGAAUACCUCGUUAUGACUUCUACAGCUUAAUGAAGCUCUGAUAUACAGCCAUUUGACCACUGCAGACAUCAAUGCAAGUUCU
Monascus purpureus is the source of this 1619-nucleotide messenger RNA. Lineage: Eukaryota; Fungi; Ascomycota; Eurotiomycetes; Eurotiales; Aspergillaceae. The record is from the annotation of a GenBank genome assembly.